CCUUCCUCUUCUCCUCCUUUCUUUCAUCAGCUUGACGUCAGGAGCUGCCUAUGGGCAAAAUGGCUGGCUGCUAGCAAGCCUUGGUCUCAGAGGGAGAAAGAUGCCCGCUUUCGCCAUUCUUGCAGCGCAAGAAGACUCGGACUAGCAGGAAGAAGGGAAGAGGAAAAAGGAAGAGAAGAAAGAGAGGAAGAGCCAUGUCUCUGCUUUGUGUCGGAGUCAAAAAAGCCAAGUUCGAUGGCCCUCAAGAAAAAUUCAACACUUACGUGACCCUCAAAGUCCAGAAUGUGAAGAGUACGACUAUCGCAGUGCGCGGAAAUCUUCCAUGUUGGGAACAGGAUUUCAUGUUUGAGAUCAACCGGCUGGACCUGGGGCUGACAGUGGAAGUGUGGAACAAAGGCCUCAUCUGGGACACCAUGGUGGGCACAGUGUGGAUUCCCCUCAGCACAAUCCGGCAGUCCAACGAGGACGGCCCCGGCGUGUGGCUGACCCUCGACUCCCACGUCAUCAUGACGGACAAUGAAAUCUCCGGGACCAAGGACCCCACAUUCCACCGCAUCCUUCUGGACACCCGCUUUGAGCUCCCACUCGACAUUCCCGAAGAAGAAGCGCGGUAUUGGGUCAAAGAGCUGGAACGGCUCAACGCAAUGCGGGACCAAGAUGAUGAAAAACCACUUCCGGUACCCGGCUCACAGUGCUGCAACUGGAAUUAUUUUGGCUGGGGAGAUCAACAAAAUGACGAUCCAGACAGUACGGUGGACGACCGGGACAGCGACUACCGCAGCGAGACCAGCAACAGCAUCCCGCCUCCUUAUUACACCACGUCACAGCCCAACGCUUCCGUCCACCAGUACCCCAUCCGCCACCAGCAGCGCGGCUCCCGCGAUUCCUACUCCGACUCCAUGCAGGGCUAUGGCACGGACUACUCUGACCAUCGGCCAAUCAGCCCGACGGGCAGCAGCCGGUACGCGUCUUCGGCGGAGCUCAGUCAAGGCAGUUCCCAGCUCAGUGAGGACUUUGACCCUGACGACAUCAGCCUGGAUGAGCGGGACGGUGACUCCUACCACUCCUGCCACAGUUCGGUCAGCUACCAAAAAGACUCGCCAUGUUGGGACGAGGAGGAAGAGGACGACCUCUACCUGGAAGAUGACGAGGAGUUUAAGGAGGAGUAUAGUGACAACGAGGAAUAUUACCCUGAGGAUGAGCUGGCUGAACCCGAGGCGUACUCCCGGGAAGCGUUCCCGCCAGAGCCAACCUCAAAGGGAGCACAACCGCCAAUGGCCCCAUUUGCUGCUGCAUCACAGGCUCAACCAAAGACGCCUGUGUCACAAACCCAGCAACAAGCAGCACAGCAAAAGCCGUUGCAAACCACACCGCAGCAGAAGCCACAAUUGGCGGCACAGGCACCACCACAAAAGCCACAACAGGCCCAGCAGACGGUGCCGCCAAAGCCAACACCAACACAGCAAAAAACCCAACAGGCGCCUCCAGCCGCUUCGACGCAGCAGAAAGUGCUACCGCCACAGCAACAGCAACAGCAACAAGCACAACAGGCACAGUUGAAACAGCAGCAGCAGCAGCAACAGCAACAGCAACAGCAACAACAAGCACCGGCUCAGCAGAGGCUUCCACCACAACAGCAGCAACAGGAGAAGAAGGAAGAAAAGGCCCAAGAUGUUCCUGAGGUCCAGCAGGAGGAGAAAGUAAUUCCGCCAGAAGCAACCCCAACCCAAGAGAAAGCUGCUGAGGAAGAACUCCCCAAGGUGGAUGAGAGUUCCAGGGAGAGAGAGGAACCUGAGGUGGUCGACCCCAAAGCCCGGGCAAAGGCCAACUGGUUGCGGGCCUUCAACAAAGUGUGCAUGCAACUCCAAGAGGCUCGAGGUGAAGGAAGCGGGGAGUCUAAAUCCUUGUGGUUUAAAGGCGGGCCUGGUGGCGGGUUGAUCAUUAUUGAUAGCAUGCCUGACAUUCGUAAAAGAAAGCCCAUCCCUUUAGUUAGCGAUUUGUCUUUGGUCCAGUCCAGGAAGGCGGGGAUCACAUCCGCACUUGCAUCAAGCACUUUAAACAAUGAAGAGCUAAAAAAUCAUGUUUACAAGAAGACCCUCCAAGCCUUAAUUUAUCCUAUUUCUUGCACAACCCCCCACAACUUUGAAGUGUGGACUGCCACCACCCCAACCUAUUGCUACGAGUGUGAGGGCCUGCUUUGGGGCAUCGCCCGCCAAGGGAUGCGGUGUACCGAAUGUGGGGUGAAGUGCCACGAAAAGUGCCAAGACCUCCUUAACGCCGACUGCUUGCAAAGGGCGGCGGAGAAAAGUUCCAAGCACGGCGCUGAAGACCGUACACAAAAUAUUAUUAUGGUGCUGAAAGACCGUAUGAAGAUCCGGGAACGUAACAAACCAGAGAUCUUUGAGCUGAUCCAGGAGAUCUUUGCUGUGCAAAAAGCCACCCACACCCAGCAGAUGAAGUCAGUCAAACAGAGCGUGCUGGACGGGACUUCCAAGUGGUCAGCCAAGAUCAGCAUCACAGUUGUGUGUGCCCAAGGCCUGCAGGCGAAGGACAAAACGGGCUCCAGUGACCCUUAUGUGACCGUCCAGGUUGGAAAGACCAAAAAGAGAACCAAAACCAUCUAUGGGAAUUUGAAUCCAGUCUGGGAGGAGAACUUCCACUUCGAAUGCCAUAACUCCUCUGACCGAAUCAAGGUCCGGGUAUGGGAUGAAGAUGAUGACAUAAAGUCAAGGGUGAAGCAGCGUUUCAAGAGGGAAUCCGACGACUUCCUCGGCCAAACGAUAAUUGAGGUUCGGACACUGAGUGGAGAGAUGGACGUCUGGUACAACUUGGAUAAGCGGACGGACAAAUCAGCUGUAUCGGGCGCAAUCCGGUUGCACAUCAGCGUGGAGAUAAAAGGAGAGGAGAAAGUGGCACCGUACCAUGUGCAAUACACUUGCCUCCAUGAGAACCUUUUCCAUUUCGUGACGGACAUCCAGAACAACGGCGUGGUCAAGAUCCCGGACGCAAAGGGGGACGACGCUUGGAAAGUCUACUUCGACGAAACGGCUCAGGAAAUUGUGGAUGAGUUUGCUAUGAGAUAUGGGGUGGAGUCCAUCUACCAGGCAAUGACGCACUUUGCCUGCCUCUCCUCCAAAUACAUGUGCCCUGGGGUGCCCGCAGUCAUGAGCACCCUCUUGGCCAACAUCAAUGCUUACUAUGCUCAUACCACUGCCUCCACCAACGUCUCUGCCUCUGACCGUUUUGCUGCUUCCAAUUUCGGGAAAGAACGGUUUGUCAAACUGCUGGACCAGCUCCACAAUUCCCUUCGGAUCGACCUCUCGAUGUACCGGAAUAACUUCCCUGCCAGUAGUCCUGAAAGACUACAGGACCUCAAAUCGACCGUAGACCUCCUGACCAGCAUCACCUUCUUCCGGAUGAAGGUCCAGGAACUUCAGAGUCCACCACGAGCCAGCCAGGUGGUCAAGGACUGUGUGAAGGCCUGCCUCAACUCAACGUAUGAAUACAUUUUCAACAAUUGCCAUGAACUCUACAGUCGCGAAUACCAGACUGACCCGACCAAGAAAGGCGAGUUGCCACCCGAGGAACAAGGCCCCAGCAUCAAGAAUCUGGAUUUUUGGUCCAAACUCAUCACCUUGAUCGUCUCCAUCAUAGAAGAGGAUAAGAACUCAUACACCCCUUGUCUCAACCAGUUCCCUCAAGAGCUCAAUGUUGGAAAGAUCAGCGCCGAAGUGAUGUGGAACCUUUUUGCUCAGGAUAUGAAGUAUGCAAUGGAAGAGCAUGACAAACACCGCCUUUGCAAAAGUGCCGAUUAUAUGAACCUGCACUUUAAAGUAAAGUGGCUCUAUAAUGAAUAUGUCACAGACCUCCCGUCCUUCAAAAGCCGUGUUCCGGAGUACCCUGCGUGGUUCGAACCUUUUGUGAUACAGUGGCUGGAUGAGAAUGAGGAAGUUUCGCGUGAUUUCUUGCAUGGGGCAUUGGAACGGGACAAGAAGGAUGGGUUCCAACAAACCUCUGAGCACGCCCUCUUCUCCUGCUCCGUGGUCGACGUCUUCUCCCAACUCAACCAGAGCUUUGAAAUCAUCAAGAAACUGGAGUGCCCUGAUCCCCAAAUUGUGGGUCACUACAUGCGCCGGUUCGCCAAGACCAUCAGCAAUGUUCUCCUUCAAUACGCUGAGAUCAUCUCUAAGGAUUUCGCUUCCUACUGCUCCAAGGAGAAAGAGAAAGUGAGGAGAGAGACCACGCCACCACAACCGGUUGCCAGCACAGUCAAGCCCUGCAUCCUGAUGAAUAAUAUACAACAGCUCCGUGUCCAGCUGGAGAAGAUGUUUGAGGCUAUGGGCGGAAAAGAGCUGGACACAGAAGCGAGCGACAUCCUCAAGGAGCUGCAGGUGAAGCUCAACAAUGUCUUGGAUGAACUCAGCCGGAUCUUUGCAACCAGUUUCCAGCCACACAUCGAGGAGUGCGUGAAGCAAAUGGGUGACAUUUUGAGCCAAGUCAAAGGCACCGGAAACGUGCCAGCCAGUUCUUGCAGCAGCGUGGCCCAAGACGCCGACAACGUCCUCCAGCCCAUCAUGGACCUUUUGGACAGCAACCUGACCCUUUUUGCGAAAAUCUGCGAAAAGACGGUCUUGAAGCGGGUCCUGAAGGAGCUUUGGAAGCUGGUGAUGAACACCAUGGAGAAGACCAUCGUCCUGCCACCGUUGACCGACCAGACGGGGACUCUUUUACGAAAACACGGCAAGGGGACAGAGAAGAGUAGGGGGAAGCCCUCCAGCCACACCGAAGGCACACAGAUGAUUUUCAAUGCAGCCAAAGAACUUGGCCAGCUUUCGAAACUCAAGGACCACAUGGUGCGUGAGGAAGCCAAGAGUUUGACCCCCAAACAGUGCGCAGUUGUGGAGCUAGCCUUGGACACCAUCAAGCAAUACUUCCAUGCCGGAGGGGUUGGGCUCAAGAAAACCUUUCUGGAGAAAAGCCCGGACUUGCAGUCCCUGCGGUACGCCCUUUCGCUCUACACACAGGCCACCGAUCUGCUCAUCAAAACUUUUGUCCAGACGCAAAACGCUCAAGGAUCCGGAGUGGACGACCCGGUUGGCGAAGUCUCCAUCCAUGUGGAGUUGAUCACCCACCCUGGGACAGGAGAGCACAAAGUAACGGUCAAAGUGGUGGCUGCCAAUGACCUGAAAUGGCAAACAUCUGGCAUCUUCCGGCCCUUCGUUGAAGUCAACAUCAUUGGGCCGCACCUGAGUGACAAGAAGAGGAAGUUUGCCACAAAGUCCAAGAAUAACAGCUGGUCCCCAAAAUACAAUGAAAGCAUCACAUUCACCAUGGGGACUGAGACGGGUCCUGAAUGCUAUGAGCUCCAGGUCUGCGUCAAGGAUUAUUGCUUUGCCCGGGAAGACCGGACGGUGGGCAUCGCCAUCCUGCAGCUGAAGGACAUCAUGCAACGCGGGAGCUGCGCCUGCUGGCUACCCAUGGGCCGGCGCAUCCACAUGGACGACACGGGCCUCACGGUGCUGCGCAUCCUUUCCCAGCGGAACAACGACGAGGUGGCCAAAGAAUUUGUCAAGCUGAAGUCGGACACGCGCUCGGCCGAGGAGGGCAGCACCAGCUAAGGCCCUUUCUCUCUGGUCUACCGUCCAGCCCUUCCCUCCCUCCAACGAUCUGCUCAAAGGGCCCGUCCUCGCCCCUUCCCUCUUUUAUACAGCCAUGUUGAAGCCAUAGAGUUCUCCAAACCACCCUUCAUCCUUUCCCCGCCCCUUUAUUUGGGAGUCUUGCUCCCACUGCCAAGGAUUGUUCCCUCCCAGGCCUUUCCAUCAUGCAUUGCCAAAUGUCACACAUGCCUUUUCUCCUCCAAGCCACGAGGAGGAAGACACGAGCAAGGGAAAGGGUGGCCCUUCUAAGAAAUAGGGAGAAAAAUACAACCACAACAGCCACAAGAGAGCUUGGGUGGGUUUUGACAGUUUGGUUUGCUUACUGUAACUGGAAAGCAACCAAUUUGGAGACUUCGAAAAAUAUGAUAACUGCCCAGAGGGGAAGGAGGAAUGCCACUAAAGAUUCUUUCCUGCUACACAAUUAUAGCACUACUACCGUAUAUACUUGGCAUUUCCUGAGUAUCUAUCAUUGGGACCACAGCCCAUUUACGUUCUCCCUUCUCCAACUUCUCGAGUUCUGAAAAGGGCUACUUUCCCCCUUCUCCAGCUCUUGAGAAAAAUCUACUUUCUCCCUUCUCCAGUUCUGAGGAAAAAAUCUACUUUUUCUCUUAACUGGCUCUGAAAAGGCCUACUUUUUUCUCCAGCCUAGUUUCUCCCUUCUCCAGUUCUAAGAUUUACUUCCCCGCCCCCAAUCUCCAACUCUGAAAAUGCCUACUUUCUCCCUUCUCCAGCGCUGAAAAGGCCUACCUCACAACAUUUCCAUGGCGUCAUGGCUCUCUUUGUGGCUCUUUCCUCCCUUCUACUUCACCAAUCCAGUGACAUCACAGAGGGACACUUCACCUAGCCUUUGUGGUACAAAUGAGCAGACAAACAUACAUACAUACGUUGACUUUUAUAUCUAUAGAUAGAUGGUUCCUCUAACUGCCAUGGCUGCUGCCGGCAGGAUGCUGGGAUUUGUAGUUUGGCUCAGAAUUUCCAUGAACUGUAUAACCCAGUAUUCCACAGGACCAAACCAUAGCAGUUAACAGGCAAUCGUAGUGCUGUGGUUCUGUAGUGGAAACGGGAUCAAAGGAAAUACAUAAGAGCUGCAGAAGGUUCCGAACCCCAAGGCAUUGAGCAUCCCAGCUCAUUACCUCCACCUUUCUCCAUAAGAUCUGCUUAUUCUGUCCCAAAAUCUCAGGCAGAAAAGGAGGUUUUCCCCAUCCCUUCCUGCUAUCUUAUUUUAUUUUCAGUGAAGAGCCCAAGGAUCAGAUGUUGGACCUAUGCAAGGCAAGGAUCCCACCAACGAGCUUCCCGCCCACCUCCCCAAAAAUAUCCUGGGAUUGUAUCGGUUAUUGAUGCCACUGCAAGAAAAGUACCUGGACCAGAGGGAGAAAUGACUGUUAAGCUAAUGGACAUUUUAAUAGCAAAGGGAUCCUUUUGCUCCUUUCGAGGAUCGCUCAUGGGAUUUGCUUCUUCCAAACAACAGGAUCCUUCCUCUGGCCGUUUCUGGUUUUUAAACAUAUAUAUAUAUCUAUAUAUUUAUGUCUCUAUAUUUCCAUACAAUUUGCCUGGGACCAAAGUGUCAGACGUUGAGUUGAAUGUUUACACACACAAACGCAAUCAUUGGUUGAAACGUUGUUUUUUUUAAAGAGGAAAUAAAGACAGGGAAGGGAGAAGGAUCUCAACCAUUCCUGAUUGGGAGAUUAUUCUGUCUUAACUGACUUUCCCCUGUAAUACUUUUAUGUUUGGCAUGUGGUCAAAAAAUUACCAAUAUGGGAUGGCAAUCAAAUCAAACCGUUCAAAGGAAGUUGGGGAAGACAAGGCUGAGAUUUUAGACCGAAUGCGUCUUCAUGUCGUCUGUUCUGUACAUAACGUUUCCUUCCCCGAAGUGGACCGAGUGACCGUUUCACCAACAAUGGAUGCAUGACCAGUGAGAUGUUUUGCACUAUUUUGAAAAAAAAAAUGGGGCUCUAUACAAAUAUUUUAUUAAUUGACAUGACCAAAAAUAAAUAAAUAAAAUGUUAAAAAAUAAAAGGAA
Messenger RNA from Anolis sagrei ordinatus, 7677 nucleotides. It is a transcript of the gene UNC13A, whose product is annotated as unc-13 homolog A. NCBI's taxonomy places the organism in Eukaryota, Metazoa, Chordata, Lepidosauria, Squamata, Anolidae. The record is from RefSeq and is a predicted model, not a curated record. Gene Ontology annotation, cellular component: synaptic vesicle membrane; presynaptic membrane; terminal bouton. Gene Ontology annotation, molecular function: calcium ion binding; diacylglycerol binding; phospholipid binding. Gene Ontology annotation, biological process: synaptic vesicle maturation; presynaptic dense core vesicle exocytosis; neuromuscular junction development.